Molecule: messenger RNA, 2410 nt
Organism: Daucus carota subsp. sativus
Lineage: Eukaryota; Viridiplantae; Streptophyta; Magnoliopsida; Apiales; Apiaceae
Exons: 3
Coding region: 1-1956 (651 amino acids)
Biological process (GO): negative regulation of translation
Molecular function (GO): rRNA N-glycosylase activity
Source: RefSeq, a predicted model, not a curated record
AUGACAAAAACACACUCUCCUCCCACUGUGGUUUUAUCUGAUGAAGAUAAACAGCAUAUUCUAGACCUUAGCAAAGACGACGGUGAUGAAUACGGUAAGUUCAUCAAAAGCAUUAUCGAUGAAUUUAAGCCACUAAAUCCAAAUCGGAAACUUAGUGGCACUCGAGAAUCUAAGACACUUGAAGACAUCGAGGACAAAAUCAAAUCAUGUCUUGGGGUAGAAAGCAUUGUUACUGAAGUGAUUGAUGACAACCUUGGUAAAGUUUCUGUUGUAGAAACCUUAAUUGAAGGUAACAUCAGUUCAGCUGAAAAGUUUUUCCAAGUAAAGUUAACUUAUGAGCAAUACGAUUUGCACAUUUUGAUACACAAAAGUAGUUUGUACUUGGUCGGAUACAGAAGGGAAUAUAAACCGAAGAAGGAAGAAGCUACUGUGAAUAAAGAUGAUAAGGGGAAGAUAGAUGACAAUGCUGAAUCCAAUGAUGAUGAGACGGAGAUAGAUGACAAUGCUGAAUGCUGGAUUAUUCUAAGCGAGGAGAAAGAUGUUAAGACGACUGCUGCAGCUGUUGAGUAUCUUAAGCAAUUCCAAACUUCCUACGAGCUAAAAAAAGUUAAAUUGGGUCCAUCAUAUCAGUCAUUGAUUAGCGCAUUUGUUUCAGACUUUGAAACAAAGAAGCAAAAGGUGCUGGUCACAAACCUGUACAAUAAAUUAACAAAUAGGAUGAAAGUUUUAAUAAACGGAGUGGAGAAAACAGAGUACGCUGUUCAAAUACUAGAGACAGUGAAGCAGACGAUGGAAACAGGUAGGGGAAAGGAAGAGACUUACGAACCCGAACUUGAUGAGCAGUUGAAAAGAGCGGACCACUUGAUAUAUUGGCUGGCCAAAAAUAGGUAUUCCUGGAAGGCGAGUGAGCCUGCGGAUGCUGAAACCGACGAGUUUAAAAAAUUUUGGGGAGAGAGAUUAGGAAAUCUGAGUAAGAUAUCAGACAGCAUUGCCAUGAAAAAGCUUAUGAUAAUGCUGGAAGUAAAACAUAAGGUUUUUUUGGGCCAAGGGCAGCACGGAACAGAUGCGGAAACACAAGAAAGUGAAUUCCAUCAAUGGCUCAAAAAUUGGAACAACGAGAUCCGAAGAGCAGUCAAAAUCUUUGAUUCCAUUGAUUACAAAAUAACAGUUACAUUGAAAACGGGAGAUAAACCCAAAGAUAUACCGGAAAGGAAGGCUGAACAAGAAAAAAAGCUGAAAGAGAAAGCAAACGCAAAAACAGAAGCACAGCUAAAAGAUGAACUCCUCCAAAGGAUUGAGCUGAUUAAAUUACUUGAAAAAGAAAUUCCCGAGGAAGAUGAAUCUACCAGAGGGUUGAAAAAGGGACUUGCGGGAAACUUGAAAGAGAAAUGUUGUCAGCUGCAGCAAAUGAAUGGGAAGAUUGAAGAGCUGAAAAUGGAAAUUGAAAAAUUAGAUAAGGGCAUUAUAAGUUUAUAUAGUGCAGUGACGGUGGCUGAGGAUCUGUAUCAGUUCUGUGACGACCUGAACAAAAUAUCCACAACCUUGGGGGAGCUGCUUCAGCAUUUUGGAACUGGUGCCACCUACAGUGUUGCCAACGAAGAGAUUAAAAAAAUUGAUGUGAACAGACAAGCCUUAAUCGACGCAUUUGAGCAUCUCACUCAGUACCCAUUUGAUGAGGAUGAUCAUAAAGAUUUGGCUAAACAUAUUACACAUUUAGUGGUGAUGAUAUGUGAAGCUACGAGAUUUAUACCAAUUGCAGAUCACAUUAAGAAGUGCUACACAAGUACAUCAAACACUAAAUUGAGUGAUGAUGACGUUGCUCUGAUAAAUAUGUGGAGUAAUUUAUCAGGCAUCAUCAAACGUGGGUGGACUUACAAGGGUGAAAGAGAAUCGAGGUUGGCAAAACUUGUGAAAUGUGUUGCAGUCAUGAAAGCACAUAAUUCAUUCGAAGAGUGAAAGGAGCAAAUAACAUACAGUAAGAAACAGUAAGCUGAUUGGUGUAUUUGCUGCAGGAGACGAGAAAGUCCGUGUCAUUUCACAAAAAUAUUUCGUCCACAGACCAUCUUCUCUUCUUCCUCUGUGUGUUGCCUUUUAAUAUUUUCUCUAUGGACUACUUGUCUGGAAAUUAAGUAAAGCUUGCAUCCAGAAGAAUCUCGUACAAUUUUUAAUUCGGUGUGGAAUAGUAGAAUUGUGUUCUGAGUUGAUUUGUGCAUGUCUUUGUUUGGGAUUAUGUUUUGUGCGUGUCUUCAUUUGGGAUUGGAUUGGAAUUGUCUAUUUUUUCAUUGUAUGUUCGUAUUUUGUUUGUUUAGCUCAUGCAGCAAAUCAAUGUUGUUUCCAUUUUAUAUUGUUGCAGUUUUUCAAGACUCUGUGUGGAUUGUGCAAACUAGCGUUAGCCUCAGACUCUAAAAUU